AUGGUUUCGUACCGGCCGAAAGAAGUCUCAUCCGUAUCGAAAAAUGCUAAGCGGGUAAUCGAAGUGAUCGAGGUCACAGCGGCCAACUAUUAUGUCGCGUGGGACUUAUUAGAAAAGAGAUACGAGAACAAAUAUCUCUUAGUAAAAUCGUACGUGAAACCCCUUUUUGCCGUAGAAUCCAUGAAAAAAGAGUGCCACGAGUCUCUUAAUAAAUUGAUUGAUGACUACGAACGUAAUCUAAAGAUGCUCGAGAAGGUGGGUGAACAUCCAGACGACUGGAGUACCAUUCUCGUAUUCAUGCUCAGUUCGCGGCUUGAUUCCGCAACCAUGCGUAAUUGGGAGACGCAUCGGAGAUCAACUAACGUCCCUACGUACAAGGAACUCAUCGAGUUUUUGCGGAGUCAUAGUUUAAUCCUUCAAUCUGCUGCUGCAGCUAAGCCUCGACCAUCAGAUACUCCUCGCACGUCCCUCUCAUCUCGUUCUAGCACUACCAAGCUAACCUCAGCGCAUUCAGCCAUGUCGACACCGCAGAAAACUUGUCCCUUCUGCAAACAGUCAUCGCAUUCAUCGUUCCAGUGGGAAAUCUUUCGCAAAAUGACCGCUACUGAGCGGUUCGAAGCCACUAAGAAAAAUGCACUCUGCAUUAAUUGCCUUUCGCCUUCACAUCUCGUCAAGAACUGUGCGAGUGGAGCCUGCCGCGUGUGUAACCAUAAACAUCAUACGAUGCUGCAUCAACGAACCAAUUCGUCUAAUAGUCAAACAAACCAGCCUCAAGCAUCGAAGCCUGCGUCAUCUGGUUCGCAGUCAUUCUCUUCGUCCUGCACUCCAGCAAACCACUCACAGUCUUCUCAAACAAACAAACCAUUUACGUCUCCAGAAAACCUAGCCCCCACAGUCACUGCCCUUUCGGCAAGCCACUUUUCGUCAGCACCCAACGAGCAGCAGCAUAUCGUCCCUACAAAGGUGUCACUAUCAACAGCCCUCGUGAAGGUGUUCAAUUCUACCGGACAGUCCCUUUGGGCCCGUGCUCUUCUGGAUUCGGGGUCGCAGCCUAAUUUCAUAUCGGAGCAGCUUGUUCAAAAAUCGAGGCUAAGGCGUAACAAGGAAUUCAUCCCAAUCAGUGGUGUUGGACUUUCAUCUACGUUGUCUAAAUAUUCUACUACCGUUCGAAUCCAGUCCCAUCGCGCUGAUUUUGAUACCAGUUGGACAUUUCACGUUCUUUCCAAGAUUACAAUGGAGUUGCCAAAUCAAGUGAUCGACGUAUCCAGUCUAAAGAUUCCAUCAGACAUCCUGCUAGCGGAUCCCUCGUUUAGUCAACCUGGUCCUAUAGACCUGAUCUUCGGUAUAGAAAACUUUUACGACCUGCUGAAGGCUGGCCAACUAAAGAAUGAUCCCGAAGCACCUGUUCUCCAAAACACUGCUCUGGGAUGGGUGGUGUCAGAUCUGAGGAAGGAAGCUGCAUGCGAGGAGCAUUUUGCCAAAACCACUACGCGAGAUUCCACCGGUCGCUUCGUCGUCACACUUCCGAAAUGGGAAGCAGUAUUUGCUAAACUCGGCAGUUUGAAAGAAAUUGCUACUCGUCGUUUCUUAACUUUAGACCGUCGACUUCUCGCUAACCAGGUUCUAAAAGAAUCAUACGCAGCAUUCAUUGACGAGUAUGCCGAGCUCGGACACAUGAAGCUGAUAAACAACCCUGAUCCUGCACUACAAACCUACUAUUUACCCCACCAUUGUGUCGUGCGACCAGACAGCAUCACCACGAAGUUAAGAGUAGUGUUCGAUGCAUCCUGUCCAACGGAUACUGGAGUAUCUCUUAACGAUGUCCGCAUGGUUGGCCCGCAAGUACAGGACGACCUGUUAUGUGGUAUCAAAAUGACGGAAAGCGACUUCGAAGAUAUGGAGAUACUGGAUUUAUCGCAGGAUGAAAGUGGCAUGAGUGCAGAAUAUUAUCCGUUUGACGCCUCCGAUUUCGAAGCUAAUCCCACUUAUCGUACAUCACGGGUACGAAAAAUGCCAAAGAAAACGAAGUUUGGAUAG
This is a messenger RNA of Sabethes cyaneus, 2037 nucleotides long. RefSeq lists its product as uncharacterized. Lineage: Eukaryota; Metazoa; Arthropoda; Insecta; Diptera; Culicidae. The record is from RefSeq and is a predicted model, not a curated record. The transcript is spliced from 4 exons. Bases 1 to 2037 code for a protein of 678 amino acids.